This is a messenger RNA of Nerophis lumbriciformis (worm pipefish), 1194 nucleotides long. NCBI's taxonomy places the organism in Eukaryota, Metazoa, Chordata, Actinopteri, Syngnathiformes, Syngnathidae. The record is from RefSeq and is a predicted model, not a curated record.
AUGCACCGCGAUAAUCAAACAGCCGCCGUUCGGGCAGGCGUCGAGUCAGAUGGUCAACAUGGUUCCGUCAUUCCAGCGAUCCACCUGUCCAGUACAUUCGCCUUCAAAGGCUUCGAUGACAAGGGUCGAUACGACUAUACCCGCUCCGGAAAUCCCACCCGCGACCUUUUGGGAGACGCCAUUGCACGUUUGGAAGGUGGUGUUGGUGGCGUGAUAACGGCCUCAGGAAUGGCCACGGUGACGCUGGUGUCGCAGCUGCUCAAACCAUCAGAUCUGGCGCUCGUCGCACAUGAUUGCUAUGGAGGUUGCCACCGUUUGUUCAACUCAUUGACUGAGCGCAAGGUGAUCAACGCUGAAUUUGUCGAUCUUACUCAAAGCACUGCGUUGGAGCUGGUGCGGUCGCGCAAACCCAGACUGGUUUGGGCCGAGACUCCCAGUAAUCCACUGUUAAGAGUGACGGAUAUCAGAGCGCUCGCCGAAGCGUGCAAAGCAGUCGGCGCAUUACUGGUGGUCGACAACACUUUUCUGUCGCCGGCUUGGCAGCAACCACUGCAGCUUGGGGCGGAUAUCGUGGUUCACUCAACAACCAAGUAUCUCAACGGACACAGUGAUGUGGUGGGCGGGGCCGUGAUCGCUCGUGAUACGGAGUUGUUAGAAGAACUGGGGUGGUGGGCGAAUUGUCUGGGCCUUACUGGUGCUCCGUUUGAUAGCUAUCUGAGUUUACGUGGCUUGCGGACUCUCCAUGCCCGGCUUAGUGCUCACACCGAAUCGACUAAGGCUGUGCUAGAAGUGCUGACUGAGCAUCCGGCGGUCGGCAAGAUCUACUACCCAGGCUUGACCAGUCAUCCCGGACACGAAAUCGCCAAGCGCCAGCAGCAGGGCUUCGGCGCGAUGAUCAGCUUCGAACUAAAGAACGGGUUGGAUGCGGUACCAGGUUUUCUGGCGGAACUUGAGUGCUUUUCUCUCGCGGAGUCUCUGGGAGGCGUGGAAAGCUUAGUUGCUCAUCCGGCGACGAUGACCCACGCUGCCAUGACAGGCGAAGCGCGCAAGACGGCUGGGGUCAAUGAUUCACUGGUACGACUGUCAGUUGGCAUUGAACGCCCUGAAGAUUUGGCUGCAGACAUAAAGCGGAGCCUCGACCAGAUGGUUAGUGCGAUCGAUCAACCGGUAGCCCGCGUCGCGUCCGUUGCAUAG